Molecule: messenger RNA, 1881 nt
Organism: Polypterus senegalus (gray bichir)
Lineage: Eukaryota; Metazoa; Chordata; Cladistia; Polypteriformes; Polypteridae
Gene: aadat
Product: aminoadipate aminotransferase
Exons: 14
Coding region: 94-1359 (421 amino acids)
Biological process (GO): biosynthetic process
Molecular function (GO): pyridoxal phosphate binding; L-kynurenine:2-oxoglutarate transaminase activity
Source: RefSeq, a predicted model, not a curated record
UAUCUGCUUGGUCCUCUUAGCGGACACUGAACAAGCCCAGGUCACGCUGAUGUUAUAAACACGUUGCCGAAGACAGCCUUCUUGACAGGCAAAAUGAACUAUGCAAGAUUCAUCAACCGUGUAAGUGCAGCUAGAGUGGCAUCGCCAAUUCGGUUACUGACUGAACUUCAGCAAAAAAUGCCACCUUCCUUAAUCUCAUUAGCUGGAGGAGCUCCCAACCCGAGCACAUUUCCUUUCCAGACUGCUACCAUCACCUUGAAAGAUGGAGGUAGUGUGGUAUUUGACCAGAAAACCAUGAACAGAGCACUACAAUAUUCAGCAUCAUCAGGAAUCCCAGAAUUACUUUCAUGGGUAAAGAAUCUUCAGAAAAGCCUUCACAAGCCACCAAAUGCCAAUAAUGGGGAAAUGGAAAUGUGUAUCACAACAGGCAGCCAGGAAGGAAUGUCUAAGGUAUUUGAAAUGCUUAUCAGUCCUGGAGACAAUGUGUUGUUAGAUGCACCAACCUAUUCUGGAACACUAACAGCACUAAGGCCACUAGGUUGUAACAUAAUUAAUGUAGCCAGUGAUCAAUAUGGAAUGAUCCCCGAAUCUUUGAGAGAUGUCCUAUCUAAGUGGAAUAAAGAAGAUGUUAAGAAUUGUAAUAGCACCAUUCCAAAAUGUCUUUAUUGUAUUCCAAAUGGAGGGAAUCCUACAGGGACUUCCUUAACUGAGGACCGCAAAUAUAAGAUCUACCAGCUUGCAAGGGAAUAUGAUUUACUUAUUAUUGAAGAUGAUCCCUACUAUUUUCUUCAGUUUCAAAAGCCUUGGGCUCCAUCAUUUUUAUCAAUGGAUGUUGAUGGUCGUGUUAUUAGAUUGGAUUCAUUUUCAAAAAUUCUUUCAUCAGGGUUACGAAUUGGAUUUAUAACUGGACCGAAACCUCUCAUUGACAGAGUUGUCUUACACAUUCAGACUUCUACAAUGCAUACCAGCACUUUUACACAGCUUAUGGUGUCACAGCUGCUAAAUAAAUGGGGACAGGAGGGAUUCCUUAAGCAUGUGGAUAGUGUGGUGGAUUUCUACAGAAAACAGAGAAAUGCAAUGCUUACUUCUGCUGAUAAAUGGCUUAAAGAGGUUGCUGAGUGGCACUGUCCUUCUGCUGGCAUGUUUUUAUGGCUCAAGCUCAAAAGAAAUCUGGAUACAGAUGUCCUGAUCAUGAAAAAAGCCUUAGAAAAAGAGGUACUACUAGUACCAGGAGCUGCGUUUAACAUUGACCCUUCACAGCCCUCUCAAUAUAUGAGAGCUUCAUUCUCACAGUCGACUCCUGAGCAGAUUGAUCAGGGUUUUCAGAGACUGUCAGAGUUAAUCAAGGAGGCCAUGUAGAAUGUAUUCAGAGAAGAACCAAGUUAAAAUUAAUAAAUGAAAUCAAUGUGGAGGUUUUGCUCAAGUAUAAUUGCUCUUUUAAUAAAGGACACUAUUCAUGACUAAGGGCUCACACUGAAGAGAACUAACAAUCAUGGCAUUAGAAACAGGAUUAAGAAAACUAUUUACAACAUAAAUAUAUGUGCUUGAUUAUCUGGAUAUUUACUGUACCAAUGAUAUUUUUGUAAUCCACAGAUUAAUCUUAAGGUAAUGUUAAGGAUAUGGAUUCUGGUGUUAUGUAGUUGUAGCCCUAAUAAGUUUUAAUUGGUUUUGUUCCCAAUUGAGCCUUUCUGGUUUAGUGAUCAGUUCUUUAGUUCAGCACACACUUAUGUUUCUGUGUUCUUGAAAGAAGUUUGCACAAAGUUGCUUACUUAUUAGCUGGCAUUGUGGUCACCCUUCUUACAUGGUAAAUCUCCAGAAUAGGUAAACAUUCUAAAGAUUACAGCUUUCUUUCUUUAAAAUUAAAUACAUAAUAUCCAUUUU